Equus caballus (horse) is the source of this 676-nucleotide messenger RNA. The record is from RefSeq and is a predicted model, not a curated record. NCBI's taxonomy places the organism in Eukaryota, Metazoa, Chordata, Mammalia, Perissodactyla, Equidae.
CUGCUUUGCCCCCGAGGAGUGUGGUAGGGCCAGGUGGGCCUCGACUGGCAGAGCCAGGCUGCCAUCAGCCCUGUCCACCUCCCCCAGUGCCUGGAGAAGUAAGACCCCUUCCACUUUCAGAGCUCACUUAGGAGUCUGUUUCCUAGACCCUGGCUGGCCUCCCCUCCCCCAACCAACUGACACACCCUGGUUCCAGCCACCUGUUUACUUUGGAGAUGGAACACUCCUCAGGGUUCCGAGCGGUCACUUGUGGCCCACAGGGCACUGGCACUCAGAGGCACAGCUGUGGAGCUCUCCCCAGCCAUGGAGGGCCUGCUGCCUGCCAUCGUGUCCGCUUUCCAGCUGAUCCUGGGGCACCUGUGGUGUGCUCUGCUGGUGAUUUUGGACAGCUUGAGCCAGGGUCCAGGUCUCCCUGCGUUCCCCUGGGAGGUCCUGGUAUGUACUGUGGUGGUGGCUUUGAUAGUCAAGACAGGACAUAUUUUCAGAAGAGGGAAGUCUCCAGGUGAAAGGUGUUCUGCCCGCGGUGAAGUCAGUGGAGAAUGUGGGGAGAAUACCGGACCUGAGAACCGAGCCAAGGAAGCCCUUCAGUGCCCUCGGGUGGAGGCCAGUCCUCUUCCAUUAAGAACCUUGUGCUUGGCAGCGAUGAAUACAAUCCUGAGCACAUCAGCACUUCAGG